AUGGCUUCUCUGCCAUCGGGGUACUUUACCAGCGCUUUCUUCCUGGGUACAAUGGUUGCAUCGGGGCUUGCCCUCAGCGGGGGAACCGGGGGUUUCGCUCUCGCGGCUCCUAUCCUUAAUAUUAUCAAUGCAGACAUUGGGCCUGACCCUAAUUAUGUCUGGAUCAGCUUGGUCUAUACCUUAACCCUUUCGGUUGGCCUGACCAUCGUCGGCCGGCUUUCUGAUCUCUUUGGACGCCGCUGGUUCUUCAUCUCGGGAAGUGCCCUCGCUGUCAUCGGUUGCAUUAUCUGCGCUACUGCUCAAAGUGUGUCGAUGGUCAUUGGUGGCACCACUCUCAUUGGACUCGCUGCGUCGACCCAACUAUCAUUCCCAUUUGUGGUUGGAGAACUUGUGCCAAUGGAGUAUCGUUUUAUGGCUAGUGCGUUUAUCUACGUCUGGUCCAUUCCAUUCUCUGGACUUGGACCGAUGGUAUCGUACGCCUUCGUGCUUCACACCGACGCAGGAUGGCGCUGGUGCUACUAUUUGAUGAUCAUUGUGAACGGGCUCAGUCUUGCCUGCUGGUAUUUCUUCUAUCAUCCACCUACUUUCUCUAUGAAGCAUCGCACGACAACCAAAUGGGCCAUGGUAAAGAAUUUCGACUAUGUAGGGUUUUUUCUCUUUACUGGCGGGCUCCUUAUCUUCCUCAUGGGCCUUUCCUGGGGCGGCUCUGUGCACCCUUGGAAGUCGGCCUAUGUUAUCGGCACACUAGCCGUUGGCUUUGUUGCUUUGGUAGUCUUUGUCCUCUGGGAAUCCUUAGGACAAUCAAAGGAACGGCUGGUCCCGAUGCACCUGUUUCGGAACACUGGUAUGUAUCUUCGGUUCCAGCUUCAGGAGUUCCACCGACUAACACAGUUCCAAUACAAUCCAGGCUGGGACGCAACGAUUCUCCUCAUCUCCCUGGGUGCGUCUGUUUAUUACGCCUUCUCAAUUAUCCUCCCGCAGUUGGUUUUUGGGGUUUACACCAGCGACCUGUUCUAUGGGUCCGCUCUUUCCAGCAUCGUCGGGGCUUGCAUUGUCAUGGGCCAGAUAAUUGGGGGCCUACUAUCCAAACGAAUUGGGAAGCAGAAGUGGCAGCUAGUCAUCUCGACUGCCGCGUUCAUGGGCCUCCUGGGCGCCGUGUCGUGUGUAACGGUCGACAAUAAGAAUACUGUCAUUGGUCUUCUGAUCGUGGGCUGCUUCUUCGCAGGUUGGGUUGAGGGGAUUGGCCUUGCAAUGGCGACUAUCCUCAUUGACGACCAGUCUGAGAUCGGAACCGCCCUCGGUGUUGCCGGAUCAGUGAGGUCGACUGUCUCGACUGUUGCGGCAGCGAUCUACUUGACGGUCCUGUCCAAUCGCCUGGGAAAAACAAUACCCACUGAAGUCCCACCCGCACUUAUCGACGCCGGUCUGCCAGCCUCCUCUAUCGCUGGCUUUAUUAAGGCCGUCCCAACCGGCUCAUUCAAGGGGAUCCAAGGCCUGACGACCCACAUUAUCGAGGUAGGCGUCGCGGCGUACAAGGCUGCGAGUGCAUCGGCAUACCGCACGGUGUUCCUCACGUCAAUCGCAUUUAGUGGUGUGGCGCUGAUCCUGAGCUUCUUUUGUCCCAAUGUAGAUGACCGGAUGACCGGGAUGGUGGCGAUCACAUUGCGCAAGGAGAAACAUGGUAGUGAUGUUCAAGGGAGGAAAGAGGCUUCGACGGACGCAAAGCACAUGCAUGUCGAAAAUGUGUAG
Molecule: messenger RNA, 1749 nt
Organism: Penicillium maclennaniae
Lineage: Eukaryota; Fungi; Ascomycota; Eurotiomycetes; Eurotiales; Aspergillaceae
Product: trichothecene efflux pump
Exons: 2
Coding region: 1-1749 (582 amino acids)
Biological process (GO): transmembrane transport
Cellular component (GO): membrane
Molecular function (GO): transmembrane transporter activity
Source: RefSeq, a predicted model, not a curated record